Aspergillus tanneri is the source of this 1011-nucleotide messenger RNA. Its product is annotated as cytochrome P450. The record is from RefSeq and is a predicted model, not a curated record. Gene Ontology annotation, molecular function: heme binding; monooxygenase activity; iron ion binding. NCBI's taxonomy places the organism in Eukaryota, Fungi, Ascomycota, Eurotiomycetes, Eurotiales, Aspergillaceae. The transcript has 4 exons. Bases 1 to 1011 code for a protein of 336 amino acids.
AUGUAUGCUAAGGUCAAUUUAGGUCCAAUUGUGCGCAUUACACCUCACGAGCUGCAUGUGAAGGAUCCGAAUUUUUACGACGAGAUAUAUGCAGGGGCCACUAGGCCGAGAAAUAGAUACCUUCCCUCCAUACGGAUGCUUGGGCUUCCUCAAUCUUCAGCGGCAACAGUUGAACAUGAUCUCCACCGUUCACGUCGACGGGUGCUGACAAGCUAUUUCUCCAAGCAAUCGGUCAUGCGACUUGAGUCCCUUAUUAAUAAGAAGAUUGAAAAGCUCCUCAAACGUUUUGAAAAGUUUCACGAAGAUGGCACAGUAGUUCGAUUGGACUCGGCCUUCUCGGCUCUGGCGGGUGAUAUUACUUCACAUUAUACUUAUGGCUACAGCUAUGACUACCUUGACCAUGAAGUAUUCCGAAACGACGUCAGGGAAGCAAUUAUAAACUUGUUGGGCAUUGGACACAUAGCCAAGUUUUUUCCGUUUAUACCUUUCAUGCUUCGAAAUAUUCCUCAACGUGUUGUCCGCUGGUAUCACCCGGGAGCUGCACAAGUUUUGGAAUUUCGCAAUACUCUUCGCCGACAAUCAAUUGAAACACUAAGAAAUUCUGGGCGUGGACAUCGCGAGGAUCAGACAAUAUUCGAUGCGCUGAAUGACCCACGCCUGGAAAAGCAGGAGCGAACAAUCAGCCGGUUAGAGAAUGAAGCGUUCCUAAUACUUGCCGCAGGGACUGAAACAACUGCACAACCACUGAAUGUGAUUUUGUUUCACUUACUUGACAACAAACGACUAUUGUCAAAGCUGCAUUACGAGAUGAAACAAAUCAUGCCGGAACUGAACAGUUUUGUUUCAUGGACCUCAUUAGAAAAGAUUCCUUAUUUGAGAGCAGUAGUCUACGAGGGUAUUCGGCUUGCCAACGGCCCAAUGAGUCGACUUCCACGUGUUGCGCCGAAUGAAGCACUGAAAUACCAAGGUUGGGUUAUCCCACCAGGUACUCCUGUGAAGGGGGCCAUUUAG